AUGGCGAGACAGAACAGCACGGAAAACAACAAAACACCUUUAGACAAGCCUAUGUCUAUAGAUUCCGCGAACCAAGAUGGAUUGGGUAGCGAGAAGAAAAGUGUCAGGACAAAACAACUCUCGCUUCUAACCGGAGCUUUCGCUGAAGCAAAUUGGGUCCACGAAUCGGAAUUUGAAAAGAACAUUAGAAGACGUAGACAGAUGCGAGAAGCAUUGCGAACGGCGAGAACACAUAUGGUUCUAUGGGCUUCAAACGUUACAUACUCGACGAGAGCGUUUGUUCCUGAUUAUAUUUCGCAACUCUUGCGAGGACUCGUUGUUGGCAUGUUUCGUGGAAAUAAUGUAGUGAUUAGAGGAGCAAAUUAUCUACAAACUUCUGUCGAGGAAUCAACACUCGCCAUAACUAGUCAGAACUUCGCUUCAAAUAAACAUAAGGAAACAUCAAAUUGGGAUUCAUUGUUGACGACUAGUUCCGUAGGACAUCUAAGUGCAACAAUAGAAUCUGCACCCAGCAAGAAAUCUAAAGAUUGUGAAGAACAGACUGAACUGGAAAAGUUACGAGCGGAAAAUGCCGCGUUAAGAAAAACGAAUGAAAAACUCCGAGAAAAAUUAUGGACGGCGAAGGAUGCAUUGGCGAAAUUUUCCGAACUGAGAAUCCCAGCUAAAGGCGAUGAUAAAAGAAUCAAAAAUGUUACCAAGAAAUUCCGGUUUGAUAAAUCAAACAGGCACAUUCCUGACUCAGGAAGUUUUGAGAACAAGGCAAACAAGUAAGUUACUCUGUAAAGAAAGCAUGCGACUCCGCAGUGUCCACCAGGGAUUCCUAUUUGAGAUUUGAAGCAAUGAUUAGUAUUAAAUUAUAUUGUUCGUUUGCGAAGAAAAUGUAAAACUACUCCCAAACUAUAAUAAAUGAAACACAAAUUUUAAAAUAAAUUUUUCUAAUUCCAGGUUUUUCAAUCAACGUCGGAAAAGCACUUCUGUUCGAUCUUGUAAUAACAAUGUAAGAGAGGGAGGCAUUGGCGAGAAGAGCAAAAGAAAAUAUCCAGCUCCUGUGUCUGACUAUCGAGGAGUAUUUCAAACCAAAUUAUUCCAUGCCAUUCUUGAG
This is a messenger RNA of Styela clava, 1102 nucleotides long. NCBI's taxonomy places the organism in Eukaryota, Metazoa, Chordata, Ascidiacea, Stolidobranchia, Styelidae. The record is from RefSeq and is a predicted model, not a curated record.